GGUCACUUCUCGAGGCUGCCGCUGGUGGGUGGCGGCGCUGGUGUUUGUUUACUACAGCUGGUGUGUCGCGUCCGUCCAGCCGCCCACACCCCCGCCGAGGACGGCCGUGCUGAGUGCUGACGCCCCCCACCCAUGCUGCGCUAGCCAUGGAUCCCCCGGGAAAAGGUGCAGAGGAAAUGGGAACUGGAGUAGCUGGUGGGCCUGAAAAUGUGCAGGCACCCGCAGAAACAGUGGCAAAAGCAAUGGAUCAGUCAGAAUGUAGUUUACCUGAGGAACCACAGUUGCCUAAUGUAUCCAGUGUGACGGGUACCCAGGACUCAGAGAGUGUGCAUCCCAAAGUGCCUUUAACUGAUCCACACAGCACAACCACACUACACAUGGAGGAGCCUGAGAGAAACUCAACAGCCCUGCCAAGUGUAGAGGAAACUAAUGUUAAGGAAAUACUUAGUGGAAUGUCAGAUAAUAAGGGGGAAAAGUCCAACAGUGAAAUCAAAAGUAAAAAUUCUAAUUCCUUGACUGAAAACAGUGAAAGUAAGAAUACAGUAUCCACUGAUCCUAACAACACAAGUGGUGAUAAUGGUGCAAAUGCAAGUGAAAGUAGUGAAGGGCUGAGUUGGAUAUCUGAAGGUGAAUCAGUGCUGCCUUCUAUGGGGAUCCUGCCUGAAGCCGAGGAGAGCCCGGGCCAAGCGUCUCAGGUCAAGGCGUCACAGUCCUUAGAGGGAGCGGCUCAAAUGGCUGCCUCGAGCUCUGAUGCACACAGCCCUGAGGCCCACCCUGCUGAUCCUUCAGAUGUCGUUCACAAGAUCAAGAAGAUCAAAUGGCAGGAUAUUGAAGUGCCCAUCAUCACACAAAACAACAAUGGUCCAUGUCCACUACUCGCCAUUGUCAACGUUAUGAUUCUCAAGGGCCAGAUUACUUUGCCGGGUGACAGAACAGAAAUCACAGGGGGGGAGCUGGUGCUGGUGGUGGGGAACGCUUUAUUUGACCAACCAAGGAACUCUCUCCCGUCAGAGAUGCGACGCCACGUGGAGCAGAACACAGAAGAUGCAAUCAGUAUUCUCCAUAAGUUACUUACUGGCUUAGAUGUUAAUGUUAAGUUUUCUGGGGUGCGAGACUUUGAAUUCACUGGUGAGCUGUGUGUGUUUGACCUGCUGGGCAUCAUGCUGUAUCAUGGGUGGGUGGUGGACCCUUCCAGUGAGGCUGCUGCUAUCAUCAAGGAUCUCUCCUAUAACCAGCUCACUAACAACAUAUUUGCCUGGAGAGAAGAAGCUGUAAAGAAUAACAACAAUGAUCUUCUUGUAAAAGCCAUGUUGUGUGAAGAGUUCAUGGCCAACAGUGGAUCUCAGUUGACCAUUCAUGGACUCUUUGAACUGGGAUCUGCCCUGGGACAUGAAGAGAUUGCAGUCCUUUUCCGUAAUAACCACUUCUCCACUAUAUAUAAAAGAGGGGAACAACUGUACCAGCUACUCACUGACCAAGGGUUCCUGCAUGAGAACAUGGUGUGGGAAACUCUCAAUGAUGUUGAUGCCACCUUUUCUGAGUUUGUCAAUGGGAACUUUGAGACCAUUCCACCAGCCUCAGAACCAUCGCCAUCUUCAAGUGAGGGGCAAAAUAUGACGCUUCAGCAGCAAAUAAAUUCUGAUCAGCAAUUGGCAGCAAUGCUCCAGAAGGAAGUAGACCAACAACAGCGCCAGCAACAGAAUUUUGAGCGCCUUAAAGAUUCCCUUGGUCUUCAUAAUUUAACAGAUGAGGAGAUGGCCAAGAAGCUACAAGAAGAAGAGAACAGGUUAGCAGCUGAGGCCGAGGCUGAGGCUGCUCAGCCAUCCCGUCAAGCCACUACUGUCCCACCAUCUGUCUCUGCUCCUUUCCCACAGCACAGUCCUCAUGCACACGAAGAUAAAAAGAAAAAAGAAUGUGUAAUCCUCUGAGGGCGCCGCUAGUGGGUCAGCGCCUAACCGCCAGGCCUACACGGGGGACAGUCCCCAUCAGGUACACAGAAUGCCUCUGGGAGUGUGUGGGAUGGUCUUAUUGUUAUUUGUUAUUAGAAAAAGUGAAAAAAAAGUUCCUCUCCUCCCUAGUCUAAUAUUAGUGUAUAUUUGAGAGUAUAGUUACCUUGGUUUUGAAGUGUGGAAGUGAAAAAUGAAUGUUUAGAAAAUAUCUUAAACUUUUUUUUGUCAAAUAAAGCUUUUAACAUCAGUUUAGUAACUUAAUGAAUUAAAAGUUUCAUAAAAACAAAUGUCCUACAUAUGCCAUACUAACCUGUAUUUCUUUGACACAAUUCCCUCUUUAAUUCACAUGGAUUUUGUAUGGCCUAAAAUAUUACAAAAAUAUUCAUUUGAACUUUUUCUCUACCAUUAUAUACUGAGUCAUCAUUUGAAUCACUCUACUCUGUUUAUGAAAGCUUUGAUGUAUAGAAAUAUUGUUUUGAGUGGGGGUUGAAUUGGGCUUAUCUCUGUUAUGUAUUGUCUGGUUCUUCAUGUAACAUGCAGUUCAUAAAUGUACUGAUAUUUAUACAAAUAUUUUUUUCUAGUUUUUUGAUGUCUGUCAGACAGUAAUAUGACAAAUAUAGAUAUUUCAUAAUGAAUAGAAUUUCCAAAAUCUAAACUAAUAGUAUGCAACUUUCAAAACAUUGGAUGGAUGGAGGAUCUAAGGAGUCAGGAUGCAGUGAAAGAGAAUAUGCACCAAUACCUUGGGAGUCUGGUUUCCUUUGAUUAAUAAAUGAGCAAGAACAUUUUCAUGUAAAUAUGUAAGGCUGAGAUGCUUAGCAUUUAUGCCCGCCAUUUUAACAUCAAACACGUCAUAAUUUGUUUAACAUCACUUCAGUAGUUUUCUAUGUUUAUACUAACUGUUGAGUAUUAUUGCUGCUAUAAACCUUUUCUGUACAUACCUAGAAGCACUGGUUUACAUCCCCUUUCCUUUAGAAAGAUAGUCCAUAUAGGGAAAGAGGGAGCUAAGGAAAGAGAGUUACCAUAAAAAAACUAGUGAUGGCGGGAAGUAUUGCAUCUCUGGUUAUUGUGGUAAUGAUAUUGUAAAAGUUUGGUAGGAAAUUAAGUACAUAAGUUACCCUUAUUUAUUUACUGUUUUGUUGAAUUUAGUCUCACAAAAAAAUAUUGAGACUCAUUCAUUGUAUCAUAAAAUGCAAAGAAAAGUGCAGUUAAUAAAGAUUUAGGUAGAGUAUAUGCAGAGAUUUAAAUGAAUAGUUUCGGGCUUUUACUUGCUUCUCGUCACCAUCUUUGUCUUGAGGUAGGAAUCAUCAAGAAUCACCUUCAUUAUCAUUCCAGUUUUAAGCUCCAGGAACCAAAACUCCAGUCCUUGAUAUACCUGGCCCCAAAUAUUAAUAUUCAGUGUGGACAGCCUCUUACAGUUUUGGUGACUGGCAGGUCGAGGGUACAGUCCUUGUGUCGUGGUUUUCAACAGGAAUCUCCCUGUUAUUGGUCUGAUACAUGUCACUCUUCUUGGUAUGGUAAUUUUUCCAUUGAUAGCAUCUUAUACCAUAUGACCAACACACCUUCUUUUGUAUAGCAAACAUGCCUUUCAUUCAGAUCAUGCAUGUCUUAAGUGUUUUUAGAUUGCCAAGGUUUUCUUCUGUUAUGAAUGUCUAUUUUUUCCAUGUUGUCUUAAUUUUCAAGUGAAGGGUCUCAGGUUUUUAACAGCAUCAUAAUAUCAGGCCUACUAAGUGUUGAUGUGAUAAAAAAAACUAACACAGGUUACAACUUAUUUAUUUAUCUGUAUCUCUGACAGUCUGUCCAUGCAUGUGAUGAGGAUGUUGAAGUCACCAAAAGCUUCACAUACCUUGGUAAUGGAGUGCAUAACAAUGAUGGGUCUAACCAGGAAGUCACUCGACGGAUUGGCCUGGCCCAUGGUGUUAUGGACACUCAAUACGUGUAUAAGGCAUUGUCAAUAUCUAUGCUGGUGAACAAAGAUUCAAAUCCUAAAGUCUCUUGUGCUCCCUGUCUUACUGUAUGGCUGUGAGACAUGGACACUGAAUAGUGGCUUGGAGAGGCAUGUCAAUUCCUUUGGUACCAAGUGCCUUCACAGGAUCAUGGGGUAUUGCUGGGAUGACUUUGUGUUGAACCAGCAACUACUGCUUGAAACUGAAUCGAGGCCUGUUACCAACUUAGUCUGUGAACACCAAUUCUGGCUAUAUGGGCACGUGACAUGCCUCCCGGACGUCGAUCUUGCUCACAGGGUUGUUUCUGUACGAGAUAACCUUGAAUGGAGGAGACCAAGGGGACGCCCACGUAACACGUGGCUGGGGCAAGUCAGCGAAUCCUGCUGGGAGGGACUUGGGAUGGUCAGGGGAGCUGCAUGGGAGCUUGCUCGGGAGGACUGCUGGGAGUAUGGGUGGUGAGUGAGUGAAGUGAUGUACCCCCAGGUGUAUGCUCCCCAUUAGUUAGUUAGUGUAGCUCUGGUGCCCUGUUUCCUACAAGAUGGGGGGACAGGUGGCUCAGUGGGUUUGGUGCUUGGCUAGCAACCAAGAGGUUGUAAGUUCAAUCCCAGCUCAUGGCAGCUUCUCGGUGAGAGAGGCAGCACUCUCUUGUAAUCCUAGCAGAGCUUUAUGGUCUUAGCUACCUAGCUCAGACAGAUUCUUUCAUCACCUUUUAAUCCCUUAGAGAAUUCUCCUUGAGAGUGGCCAUGCCAGAAGAGUCUGCAGUUCUUUGGCUCAUAGACUUUCUUUUUGCACCAUUCAUGCACUCCUGUGUCUCUCCUUCAAGUAUUUCCACUCAGACUUAAGUCACACCUUAGUUACACUUGGUCUAAACGCUCAAUAAGGCCUAAUUCACACUAUACGGACAGUCACUCUUCAGUCACGGUCUGUUUAUGGUCCAGUCACGGUCUGCUUAUGGUCCAGUCACAUAUUAUUACAUGUAUUACAAUGGGAGCAUCCACUCUACCAGGAAUGGUCAAGCCACAGUCCAGUUGCACUUCAUUCAAUAGAUAUCUUGGGUGGACUGUGGCUAGAGGGAACACACCACUUUGGAUGCCACCAAUGGUCUUGCCCCGGUCUUGCUUUGGUCCUCACAGAGAGAAAAGUACUGCAUCUUUCAGCUUUGAAUAGUAUUUUUUUCAAAAAUGCCAGUGCUUAUUCUAAUGUAAUUGUAAAAUAUGCUUUCAUCAUCAAUCAAAUGAGGAAACAAUGUAUGGAAUUCUCGUUCACUCUUCUUAUCUUACAAGAUUGUGUGAGCCCAUAUUCUCUUUAUUUUCAACUUUGUAUUUUCCUUACUUUUAUUCCUCAUCCAGUGCAAUGAUGAUCAUUGCCUACUUUGCUUGUGAAAACACACAUCCUCCAUUAAUGAUGGUGUGACUCUUCCUGCUGAGGGAGCAGGGAUGACAUGUGCCCCUCAGGCCGUGACUGGAGUGAUCGCGUCCCUUGACCAGUGUGUGUGGAUGGACUCGGACUGUGACCAAAUUGAGAGCGCCCCUUGACUUGACUGUGACUGGCCCCAUAGUGCGAAUAGGGCAUGAGAGAGUGAGUGAGAGGGAGCCAUACCCUUGUCUAUUUUUUGGUAAGCUUAAGAACAAAUUUACUAUCUUCUAAUAAAAUUGCUUACAUUGAUUUCUGUAUCUGCAGACACUUUUGCAAGUUUUAAUUAUAAGCUUUAGUGUAAAUUUGGUAAUUUCUAUCUAUUAAAUUGCGAGAACUUUAUUGCCAAGCUGCACUUGGGGUCACUUCAGUAUUUAUAUUUUUUUUGUCUUUAUAGAAAUAUAUAUUUAGCAUAGCUAUAUGAUGUAUUAUCUUUAUAUUUGUUUUCUUUCAUUGUUUCAUAUUGUUUAUAUUUUAAUUGUCUUUCAUGAGUUAUUUCCAUUAAUGUAUAUCUAACAGAAAUUUUAAUAGAGCACUAGAAGUUUGCAACCUUAGUUUUUGCUAGCUCUAGAAUCUUACAAGGCUUUAUUUUUGUGCAUUUGAUCUGCCAAUGUGUGUAUAGCAAUUUUGUUAACAUUUUCAUUAUUUCAAUAUAUCUCUAUUAAUUUGAUCCCAUAAACUUGCCAUGAAUUCACCAAUGUUGAAGGAACACUGUGCUGAUGUGGUGUCUGAGGGAGGCAUGAUACUGGAAAGGUUCCUCAUUCACACCCAUAUGGAUUCCAAAAUUCUCUACAAAUAUUUUCAUUCAUCUUCAAAAUGAGAUUGUUUAGAACACAUGCAAUAAUGACAGUAAAAUACACCUCAUCACUGUAAAAUUGACUCCUAGGGUACAAGCUUCACCAUUAUUCAUGCCAAAUGCUAAUGAAUUGUUUUUCUUGCUGCCAAUACCUGAUCUUCAAAAUUUGGUUCUUGUUUCCUUGCUCCCACCACCAAGCUCCAGCCACACCAGCACAGUGCUCUCCCUCACCUCUCCCUCCACUGUAUACCAUCUUGCUUUACACUAAGUGCUAAAUAUUCUAAGGAUAUUUCAAUGUUUGGCUACUGUGCUUAUGUGUAUAUUGCAUUAAAUUAUUUUUUGUUAA
Messenger RNA from Eriocheir sinensis (Chinese mitten crab), 6447 nucleotides. RefSeq names its product ubiquitin carboxyl-terminal hydrolase MINDY-1-like. Gene Ontology annotation, cellular component: cell periphery; cytosol. The transcript is spliced from 9 exons. Bases 147 to 1928 code for a protein of 593 amino acids. Gene Ontology annotation, biological process: protein K48-linked deubiquitination. NCBI's taxonomy places the organism in Eukaryota, Metazoa, Arthropoda, Malacostraca, Decapoda, Varunidae. Gene Ontology annotation, molecular function: cysteine-type deubiquitinase activity; K48-linked deubiquitinase activity; cysteine-type carboxypeptidase activity. The record is from RefSeq and is a predicted model, not a curated record.